Thermothielavioides terrestris NRRL 8126 is the source of this 1255-nucleotide messenger RNA. RefSeq lists its product as uncharacterized. The transcript has a single exon. NCBI's taxonomy places the organism in Eukaryota, Fungi, Ascomycota, Sordariomycetes, Sordariales, Chaetomiaceae. The record is from RefSeq and is a predicted model, not a curated record. Bases 229 to 1050 code for a protein of 273 amino acids.
CGCCUACCUGCCUACCAGAUUUGGUUUAAUGAAUUGAUUUGACUAACGGUCUAGGUAGCCCUUCGCGCCUGUGUCAUUAGGCCGAAAUUAGGGUCCAUCCCCCUAGGUGUCAACCAACGAACGGGCAGGCUCUUAAAUUUCACGCUCCGCUGCUGCCUUGAAAACUCUGUCGUCCCACCACACAGCAAGUCAACGCCUUCAGCGCCUCUCCGACCGCAGAUGCACAUCAUGCGCUAUUCGGCUUCCCUCGUUUUGCUCGCGGCCCUCGUCGCGCCAUCAGUCGCCUCGCCCAACGGCUACUCGAGCCCCAAGUCGGCGCCAGAUGGACCCCACAAGCUCGACGCCUGCGGCUGCGCGCCCAUCUACCAAAAGAUGCUCACUUGCCAGAAGCUCAAGUCGUUCGACGACGCCAUCCGAGACUGCAUCUGCAUCCCCAAUCCAGACGGGUGGUAUGGGUGGUUGGACAGCUGUCGAGACUGCCUGUCGCCCGGGUCGCUGGAGGACGACGACUUCUUCGACAACCUGUCGCGCACCAUGACUCAGCUGUUGGUCUCGUGCACCGAGAUUGGCGGCGGCAUCAAGAGCGACGGCGAGAGCAUCUGCGCGAGCAACGCCUAUUUCCAGGCGUGCGCGGCGCUCAAGACCGGCGGGCAGACCAGCUGGGCGUCCUACGAGACGUUUACCAGUGGGGAAGGGUUUGCCAGUGGAGAAGGGGGGAACGGGACGUACGUCUUGGAUAUUUCCGAGUCUCAGGGGGGCUCGUCGGCCGAUUCGACUUCGACGACCGACACCGCCGCGCCGGCAGCUACAACAGCGUCUGGGACAGUUGCUCCCACCGAGGUCCCUACAACAGCGUCUGGAACAGUUGCUCCCACCGAGGUCCCGGCAAAUAUCUCGGUCACUCCUGCUCCCGGGACGGAAACAGCUUCUGCAUCAGCCACGGCGACGACAACCACUUCGUCGGCCAUGGGCUGCGCAGGCUCUCGAUCUCAGGCAGAGCGUAUGAUUGGUUUGGCGUUUGCUCUGGGAGUUGCAAGUUCCUUGCUUUGAGGCUCUGGCGCUGCAUCAGCGAGAUGUACAUUAUCGUGUUUCUUCAUGAUCGGCAUAGAUCUUGAAUACUUUGUAGCAUGGGAAUGUGGGGAGUCGGAUAAGCAGCCUAAUCGCCUCCUCGCUUGGCUAUAUCCAAAUUGGUGGUUCUGGAACUCCUUCCCAGGUGGCCGAUCACCGACCAUUCGUCCCUGAGCAUCGUGAUCCG